Phyllotreta striolata is the source of this 966-nucleotide messenger RNA. Lineage: Eukaryota; Metazoa; Arthropoda; Insecta; Coleoptera; Chrysomelidae. The record is from the annotation of a GenBank genome assembly.
CCUCGAUAAAAAAGCGAAAGAAGAAAUCCAACGAUUAAAUAAAGAAGAUUCAAAGCCUCCUUUCUUUUUUACAAUUUGCACUAGCCGAGAAGGAGCUGUUCCAGCUGUUCGGGAUUUUGGAUCAAAUUCAGUGCACAUAACAUUACAAAAGAUGGCAACCCAGGACGUUAACAGCAUUUGGUUGACUAGGAAAUUCUACGAAGAUGCCGAAAUUACCUAUUACGAAAAUCUAGCUAAAGCAGCUCUAACUCCCUUGGCUGGUGAAGUAGCAAAAGCUCGUCAACGUUUAAUCGAAAGUAGGGACACUUUUACAUCCAGUGUGGAAUCUGUUGAUACCGGGGCGAUUAAGUUCAUCGAAAAGAAAGUAAUGGAAUUCGAUAAAUCAAUCAACGCCAUUUUGAAGCAACUGAAUGCGCUCGAGAGCCGCGUGGCCUCGUUGGAAAAGUCCGGCAGCCAGCCGGCGCCAGCCAAAGCACCGGAGCCGAAGAAAGUCGAAGACGACGAUGACGUGGACUUGUUCGGCUCGGAUUCCGACGAGGAGAGCGAAGCCGCAGCGAAAAUCAAAGAGGAAAGACUUAAAGCUUACCAAGCCAAGAAAUCCAAAAAGCCUGCUUUGAUAGCGAAGUCUAACGUGAUAUUGGAUGUGAAGCCGUGGGAUGAUGAGACCGACAUGAAAGUCAUGGAGCAGAAUGUUAGGAAAAUCGAAGCCGAUGGAUUGUUGUGGGGCGCAUCUAAACUCGUGCCCCUGGCCUACGGUAUACAUAAAUUGCAAAUCUCCUGCGUUGUUGAAGACGAUAAAAUUUCCAUCGAUUGGCUAACGGAAAAACUAGAAGAGCUCGAUGAUUACGUACAAAGUGUAGAUAUUGCUGCAUUCAACAAAAUAUAAAAUACCGAGCGUCUAACAGAAUACCAUUGUACUCUUUUUUUUGUAAUUAAUUUAUUAUGAUAUAAAUUAAUUUUUACCAC